AUGCAUGCAUUCGCAAAUAGUGGCUUAACAACAGCAAAUCUAGCAAAUUCAAUUGCAACUGUUGGCCUUCAGGCUUUCUUUAGUAGUAAAGUCACAGAAAUCACAAUUAGUUGCACAAUUCCACAAGAAAUGUGCCGUUUAUGCGAUAAACUUACUACACUGAAUCUCAGAGGAAAUGUUGAAUCAAUUGGUAAAUUUGCAUUUUAUAAAUGCUCAUCUUUGACGGGAUUCACAAUUCCUUCAGAUUUAAAGAGAAUUUAUGACUUUGCAUUCCAAUCAUGCACAAGCUUAUCUGAUAUCAGAAUGGAGAUGGAUGGUAAUCUACAAAGCAUCGAAGGUGGUUGUUUCUAUGAUUGCCCUAAUCUUCGCUCAAUAACAUUGAAUCCAGAUGACAGAAGAUUCUUGUUUGAGAAUGGUGCAUUGACUUACUAUAAUAAAUCCAAACUUAUAGUUUUCCUUCCAUAUAGUGGAAUCAAGAAUUUCAUUGUUCCCAUGGAUAUGGAAGAGAUUGGAAGCUGCGCAUUCAUGGGAAGUCCAAGUUUGAUUCGAGUAUUCUUCAAUGGAAACAAAAUCAAAGAUAUUGGAUAUCAAUCUUUUAAAGACUGUCCAAAUCUAAACCUGAUUUUUUUCUCAUCUCCAAGCUUAAAAACAAUUGGAGCCGAUGCUUUCAAAGGUUGUCCUCUCCUUAGUAGAUGUGGAGCUUUUUCAGUUCCUGCAUCCAUUCAAAAUACUUUUAUCAAUGCUGGAAUUCCACAGAUUGCAUUUUCAGAUGACUGUGAUCUAAUUAAUUCAUGCAAAAUUGGACAUAAAAUUGCAAUUUCACCUGAAUUACUAUUUCCGUUCAUUUACAUGUAA
This is a messenger RNA of Trichomonas vaginalis G3, 855 nucleotides long. RefSeq names its product ribonuclease inhibitor domain-containing protein. NCBI's taxonomy places the organism in Eukaryota, Parabasalia, Trichomonadida, Trichomonadidae. The transcript has a single exon. Bases 1 to 855 code for a protein of 284 amino acids. The record is from RefSeq and is a predicted model, not a curated record.